UGUUCAUUUUCAAACAACAUAUUAUUAUUUAUUAAUAAUAUACUAUUUAAACCUUUCUCAAUACCCUCACCAUUAAUUAAACACCCACAAAAGUAUAAUAUUACCCAUUAAUGGAGUUUAUUAAUAAUUUGUGUAUUUUGGUAAUUUCCUUGGUAUGUAUUUUUAUAGUACCUUGGUUAUGGAAGGUUUUAAAUUGGGUAUGGUUGAAGCCAAAAAAGCUUGAAAAAUGCAUAAGAAAACAAGCGUUUCAAGGAAAUUCUUAUAGGGUUUUGUAUGGUGAUACUAAAGAAAUAGCUACCAUGGUGAAAGAAACUACAUCUAAACCCAUGGAUCACUUUUCUAAUGAUUAUAUCCCUAGGGUCUUCCCAUUUCAUUAUCAAAUUAUGAAAAAUUAUGGUGAAAAAUCAUUUGUAUGGGAUGGUCCAAUCCCAUCAUUAAUGAUAACAAACCCAGAAGAAAUAAGAGAAAUAUUAAUGAAAAUUUAUGAUUUUAAGAAAAUAGUGCCAACUCCACUCAUAAAGAGGCUCACCAACGGGCUAGUAAGGUUGGAAGGGAGCAAAUGGGCGAAAGAAAGAAAACUUCUUAAUCCUGCCUUCCAUAUGGAGAAAUUAAAGCAUAUGAUACCAGCUUUUAAUGCAAGUUGUAAAGAAAUGAUAAAAGAAUGGGAGAAAAUUGUAUCAAAAACAGGGAGUGGAGAGGUAGAAAUGUGGUCAUAUCUACAUAAUAUGUCAGCAGAUGCAAUUUCUCGAGCAGCAUUUGGAAGUAGUUUUCAAGAAGGCCAAAGGGUUUUUGAACUUCUAAGAGAACAUACUUCUAUUACUGUACAAGCUUUGCAAUCUGUCUAUAUUCCUGGAUCCAGGUUCCUUCCAACCAACACCAAUAGAAGGGAGGCAAAAAUAAUCAAAGAAAUGGAAUCAUUACUUAAAGCUAUGAUCCAAAGAAGGCAAAAUGCUAUAAAAAAUGGAGAAGAUGGGAAGGAUGACUUGUUGGAUUUACUAUUGACAUCAAGCAUAGAAGAUAAUCAUCUAAAAGAUGGAAAUAGCAAAGAACAUGUUAAAUUGGGUAUGAAAGAGAUAAUUGAAGAAUGCAAAAUGUUUUACAUAGCUGGACAAGAAACCACUUCUUCUUUGUUGACAUGGACACUUAUUUUGUUAAGUAAGCACCAAGAUUGGCAACACCAAGCAAGAGAAGAGAUCCUAGCUACAUUUGGGGAUACUAUCCCUAAUGAUGUUGGCUUAAACCAACUGAAGAAGGUAAACAUGAUACUUCAAGAGGUUCUAAGGUUAUAUCCACCGGUAGUUACCUUAGGUCGAAAAGUUUCUCAUGACAUGAAGGUUGGAAAUAUGGAUUUACCAGCCGGUGUGCAAGUUAAACUUCCUACUAUUUUCAUUCACCACAGUGAAAAAUUAUGGGGUAAAGAUGCAAAGGAGUUUAAUCCAAAUAGAUUUUCACAAGGACUUUUGAAAGCCACGGGAGGAAAUAUGUGUUUCUUUGCAUUUGGAUGGGGUCCACGUAUAUGUAUUGGCUCUAAUUUUGCAUUACUUGAGGCUAAAAUGGCAUUAGCUUUGAUUUUGCCCCAUUUUUCAUUGGAGUUGUCACCGUCCUACGCUCAUGCUCCUACAAUUGGUCAGGGUACUCUUCGCCCUCAAUUUGGUGCCAAGUUAAUUUUACACCGUAUAAACAAUAUCUAAAGAUCAAAAAUAUGUUGCCCUAAUUGAGGUCGAUGCGGAAUAUGUUAACUAAUUUAGUUGGAUCGAAUUUUGUGAUGAUGGAGGUUAGCAUGGCAUUGGAAAUGAUUUCGCAAUGCUUUUCUUUCUAGUUUUCAUAUUUUGAGUGUUGUCUUUCUUGACAUUUUUAGCAUCUAUGUGAAAUAGCAAAUAAACAACCUUUAGCAUGCUAUUUCAAUCAUAGGAAUAUGUAUUAAGUCGUGAGUUACAUCAAUUAUAUAUUAGAAAACAAACAAGUUCGUUUUCUACUGUUACUCCAUAAAAAUCACAAUUGAAACUAGUGUCACAUGAUUCAUUAAUCUCCUCGCAAAUCGCGAAUUGAAAAAAGCGAAUUAUGAUCAGUUUUGGGCUUUUCUUGG
Messenger RNA from Amaranthus tricolor (Joseph's coat), 2086 nucleotides. Its product is annotated as cytochrome P450 CYP72A219-like. Gene Ontology annotation, molecular function: oxidoreductase activity, acting on paired donors, with incorporation or reduction of molecular oxygen; heme binding; monooxygenase activity. The record is from RefSeq and is a predicted model, not a curated record. Bases 111 to 1691 code for a protein of 526 amino acids. NCBI's taxonomy places the organism in Eukaryota, Viridiplantae, Streptophyta, Magnoliopsida, Caryophyllales, Amaranthaceae. The transcript is spliced from 5 exons.